Molecule: messenger RNA, 213 nt
Organism: Parastagonospora nodorum SN15
Lineage: Eukaryota; Fungi; Ascomycota; Dothideomycetes; Pleosporales; Phaeosphaeriaceae
Exons: 2
Coding region: 1-213 (70 amino acids)
Source: RefSeq, a predicted model, not a curated record
AUGGCCUUCCGACCAGAUGCGCACGCCACUUGCUCGUCGCCUGCACGGAGAGCAUUCUGCCAGCAGCGUUUGCACCACGCCGUAUUGCCGUCUUCGUUGCAGCCCUACAGCACAAGAGACAUGGUAGAGACGAAGCACCCGUCUCAGGGGUCGCCAUGCCCUAACCGCGCACCAAUUCCCACAUCCAGCACCAGCCAGCCUGCUCUAGGCUAA